UGCCCUUUGUGAAUCGAAAACUUCAAGCAAUUCGGCUCCAAUAUCUUUCGGGACUUCACCAUGACCCAGGACCAUCCCCGUUCCCUCCUCCCACCCAUCGACGACCGAAUCGUUUCGCCCCGCGAUGAAGUAACAGCACUGCUGAAGCAGGAUCAAUAUGACCCCGAGAAUGAAGACCUCCGACACAUGGUCCAGCAACUGUCGAAUUCGGACAGCGAUCUCGCCCAGCGCGUGGAGGAGGUCAUCGUAGGAACGUCCGCGAAGCGAGAGUACGACCGCGACGUUGAGCCGGAUGCCGAUGGCGCCGUCGAGAUUCUGCCCGACGUGCUGGAUUCCGCUGCGCUGGAGGACAUUCUCAAGAGCGUGAAGAACCUUCUAACCUUUUCGUGGUGUGUGAACAUGCCGAUUCCACCGAAUAUCCUCGCCCAUCUCAGAGAAUCACGACGCGACGUCCAUCUGCGCGUCCUCAAACGGCAAAUGUCUGACGACGCAGCCAAUCUCCCCGAGCUCGACUGGGAGUUCUUCACCGCGUUCCCGCUCUCUCAAACCCACAUCGACCGGAACGACUUUGGCAGCAUCGUCUACGCGUCCAGCGCGAACACGACAUCUCUCCGCCUACACCUCCUCGUGCCAUAUUACCCGGCCAGUGAGGGGCCCGCUGAGGAGGAGUGGAUGCGCCGCAAGACGGCCGUUGCGACAUCCACGAUCGAGUCCCUCCCGAGCCUCGCGUCGAUCUACGCCACCGACUACCAGGGACAACUCCCGCUGCUCAUCCCGGCCAUAGUCCAGCACCACGCAUCGACAUUGCAGGUACUCAAACUUCACAGUCUCCCCGUCUUCCCGUACAAGCGACCGAACGGGCUGCUGUGUCCGACCGCCGAUCAGAUCCACCUCCUGGCAACUCGGUUGAGAGCGCUCACGCACGUGGAAAUGGACUUUUCCCCCUUCGAUCCGACCGAGGGCGGCGAUCAGAUGAUCACACCCUUCGAGUCGCCCUCCCCGACGACCGCGGCGCUGUCGACGCUGGUACACUCUCUCCCAGCGCUCCGGACCGUGAGGCUCUGGAUCGAGGUCCCCACCGCCAAAUCGUUCUUUCAAGACGAAUAUACCUCCAUGGGGAGCGAUCCACCGCCGCUGAAGGAGGACAGACUGUGCCAGGCAGUGGCGAACCUGUAUGCACUGCUGAUGGAGCGCGGGGAAGGGCAAAGGGAGUCGAGGAAGCUGGAAUGCUUGGAGGUGGCCUUCACAAGGCUGGAUACGUGGGACCGUCAGGGGGCUUAUCCGAGAUUCUUGACCGUCAGAUUGAUUCCCUCACACUCCCCCACGGAUAUUCCGGAGGGAGGCGGUGACGCGAACAAGGGUUGGCUGGGGGGGUUCACCAUGGAGGUGGGCGAAUGGCAGGACGAUUACGCAGAGCAAGACAUCGAAGGCUUCAUCGGUCACGCCGUCGGAUUCAUCCAUUAGCAUGUAAGGCAGUGAUCGUAGUCAAUCGAGGAAAAGAGUGUGUUAGAUAGGCAUAUACAGAAUCCGUCCUGCGCUACAGCAUUUGCGCUCCGGUCGCCUCGAGUCUCGUCUCUUGCAGGUCACUCUACCUUGAAUGCCGGCUUUCAUGGUGCCAAGUUUGCAAGCAUAUGGAAUGGGAUUGG
Messenger RNA from Cladophialophora immunda, 1646 nucleotides. RefSeq lists its product as uncharacterized. The transcript has 2 exons. Bases 61 to 1464 code for a protein of 467 amino acids. The record is from RefSeq and is a predicted model, not a curated record. NCBI's taxonomy places the organism in Eukaryota, Fungi, Ascomycota, Eurotiomycetes, Chaetothyriales, Herpotrichiellaceae.